Messenger RNA from Choloepus didactylus (southern two-toed sloth), 3130 nucleotides. RefSeq names its product histone-lysine N-methyltransferase SETMAR. NCBI's taxonomy places the organism in Eukaryota, Metazoa, Chordata, Mammalia, Pilosa, Megalonychidae. Gene Ontology annotation, molecular function: histone H3K9 methyltransferase activity; protein binding; zinc ion binding. Gene Ontology annotation, cellular component: nucleus. The record is from RefSeq and is a predicted model, not a curated record. The transcript has 2 exons. Bases 53 to 955 code for a protein of 300 amino acids.
CCUGAGGGGGCUAAAUGUUAGCGGAAGCUGUGUAGUAAAAGCGGCUUUUGGAAUGGAAACGGCUGAGGAGCCCGGGGGGCCGACUGAGCCAGCGGAUGUCGCGCACGGCCUGGAAAACUUGCCUGUGAGCGCGUGGCCCCCGAAGUCGGAGCCGGCGCCCUUUCAGUAUACUCCUGAUCAUGUCAUCGGACCUGGAGCAGACAUGGAUCCCACUCAAAUAACCUUUCCUGGAUGCAUUUGUCUCAAAACUCCCUGCCUGCCUGGUACUUGCACCUGUCUCCGGCAUGAAAAGAACUAUGAUGAUAAUUCAUGUCUCAGAGAUAUAGGAUUGGAAGUCAAAUAUACCCAGCCAGUUUUUGAAUGCAACAUCAUGUGCCAGUGCAGUGACCAGUGCAAAAAUAGAGUGGUCCAGAGGGGUCUGCAGCUCCAACUCCAGGUAUUCAAGACGGAUAAAAAAGGCUGGGGACUUCGUACCUUGGAAUUUAUACCAAGAGGAAAGUUUGUCUGUGAAUAUGCUGGUGAGGUUUUAGGAUUCUCUGAAGUGCAGAGAAGAAUUCAAUUACAAACAAUACAUGAUUCAAAUUAUAUUAUAGCCAUCAGGGAACAUGUAUAUAAUGGACAGGUAAUGGAAACAUUUGUUGAUCCUACUUAUAGAGGAAAUAUUGGAAGAUUCCUUAACCAUUCUUGUGAACCAAACCUGUUGAUGAUUCCCGUCCGAAUUGACUCCAUGGUACCUAAGUUGGCACUUUUUGCAGCCAGAGACAUUUUGCCAAAAGAAGAACUCUCUUAUGACUAUUCAGGAAGAUUUCUUAAUCUAACGGACAGUGAAGACAGAGAAAGACUAGAUAAAGAGAAACUAAGAAAACCUUGCUACUGCGGUGCCAAAUCAUGUACUGCUUUUCUGCCUUAUGACAGUUCACUGUACCGUCCCUUAGACAAGCUAAACAUUAGUUAGGAGAAACAUGUCUGCCCUUUCUCAGUAGGUAAGAAUGAGAAAGAACCGAAUGUGUGUGGCUCAGCCCCUUCUGGGUUCUCCUUCUUACCAGUAACUUAUCCUGUAGUCUCUGCUCUGUGUAAACAGCUUGCCUCUCCAUAUAGGGGAGGCCAGUGUUUGUCUAGUUCUGCCUCUGCCAGCUGCUGCAUAAACUUCACUCACCAAUAUGGCAGAUAUUACAAGUUGUCCAUCAAUAUCCUUUCUUUACUUUUAUAAUAGAAUUCUUGGUUUUUAAAUGAAUAAAUGACUGCCCAGGAUACUCACUUUCCUACUUAGAUAUGGCUAGGUGACUGUGCUCUAGCUAAUGGCAUUAAGCAAAAAUGGUGUGUGCCUAAAUAGAGACAUCCUGCCCUUCUCCCCCUCUUUCUUCCUUUUGACUGGAAUGUAUACAUGAUGGCUAGAGCUGGAGCAGACAUCCUAGACCCCAAGAUGAUCCUGGGAAACGAAGCCAUGCAUAGUAAAUCACGACAGAAAGGAGACUGGGUGCCCAGUACUGCGGAAUAAUCUUACCAGUCAGGAACUGUCACCCCUGGGCUUUGAGGUAUGAAAUAAUCUCUCCCUUGUUUAAACCACUCACACUGAAUCAAAUCAUAAUGAUCCAAGGCAAACCCUUGUAUAUAUAACUAAGCCUUCUCUUCUAAUCACGUUUAUUAGUAAUAAAGUUUAUAUUUUUACUUCUAUCUGUCCUGUACCUUAUAUCUCCUUUGUUUCCAAACUUGGAGCAAAUGAAAAAAGGCGUGAUUAAUUAUCACCAAUAGUGAAAAAUAUAACUAUGAAAUUAUUUCCAUGUAUAUAACCAAAAGUCAUAAAGGAAACACAUUGUAAAACUUUCACUAUAUCCUUGGCUACACUACAAAGCUAGUGCAGUUAUGCUCCAAAACUUCAAACAGCCUCACAUGUUCAUGUAUUAAUAGUGUGAAAAAACCCUGCCAAGACUCCAGAAGAUAAGAGUUUUAUAAUUCACAUUUCAACUUCUUGAGACAUAAACAUCUUCAGUUUGCUUCCUUAAGGCAAGAAUAUUACAAAAACAAAGUUACUGUAAAGGUUUUUGGGCAUGUUUAAAGUUAAUUAUUUUGGCAGCUAUAGUGUUGUCUAAUAAAAUUUCUCUAGUAUACUGUUUUAGUUUCCUUGUUGCUGAAGCAAAUACCACGCAAUGGAUUGGCCUAAACAAUGGGAAUUUAUUGGCUCAUGGUUUGAGGCUAGAAGAAAUCCAAAACUGAGGCAUCAGUAAGGUGAUGCUUUCUUCCUGAAACUGGUGUUCUGGGGUCAGCUGCUGGUGCCUUGGUCCUUGGCUUUUGUAUCACAUGGCAAUGUGCAUGGCAGUGUCUUUGGUAAUUCAAAUGGUGGCCUCUCUUGGCUUCUUACUCUUCUGGGUUCUGAUGACUUUUGACUUCUUGUUUGCUAUGGCUUUCUGUAUGUCUGAAUUUCAUUCUACUUACAGAGGAUUCCAAUAAUAGGAUUAAGACUCAUCUUGAUUGAUGUGGGCCACACCUUAACUGAAAUAACCUCAUCAAAAGGUCCUGCUUAUAAUGGAUUUAUAUACUCACAGGAAUGGAUUAAGCUUAAGAAUGUGUUUUCUGCUGUACAUAGCUCCAAACUACCAUGUACACUAAAAUCUAUCACCAGGAUUUCAAAGAAUUACAGCCCUACACUAUAAAAGUUACAUCAUAAAGACCCAUAUUAUACCUAACACUCUAUUCAUGUAUGAUACCAUAACUAUGUUAGUUAUAUACUCUAUAUGAGUAAAAUGUAAAUAUGUACAUUAUAUCUCAAUAAAGGUGUUUUAAAAAAUAAGUAUGUUAGGGUUUACAUGUUCACAUAAUAUUAUCAGGAAUGGUUCAUGUGAACAGAAGAUACUUGAGUGCUCACAAAAUGCCCCAAACUACAAAUGUGUAAUGUCUGAACUUAUUACAAAGCUACAGUAAUCAAAACAGCAUGGUAUGGGCCCAAGGACAGAUAGAUCAACCAAUGGAAUCAAAUUGAGAGUUCAGAAAUAAACCUUCACGUCUAUGGCCAAUUGAUUUUUGACUGGAGUGCCAAGUCCACUCAAUGGGGAAAGAAUAUCUUCAAAAAUGGUGCCAGGAAAACUGGAUAUCCAUAGGCAGAAGAAUGAGAAUGAACCUCUACCUUACACUA